AUGGACGCAAAAUCGCCUGAUCCCGAAGCGCAGUCCGUCAAACUACCAGAUGAGAAAGUCAACGAAGAACACACGGCGCAUACGUCCGAAUAUGAUGUCUUCUGGGCGGAGCCAGAGAAUGAAGAUCCUGAGAAGCCAAUGAACUGGAGCUCUACGCGCAAAUGGACUAUCAUUGGGAUGGUCUCUUUUAUCACUUUCUUGACUCCCCUCGCCUCUUCGAUGUUUGCACCGGGUAUCAGCCAAGCCCUUGAAGACUUCGACUCAACGUCUAAUAUGCUGGCGACUUUUGUCGUCUCAGUGUAUGUCCUAGGAUUCGCCUUCGGCCCUCUGAUUAUCGCACCCUUCAGUGAGUAUAGCGGCCGCGCAUGGGUCUACAAUGUUUGCAAUGUGUUGUUCGUGAUAUUCAAUAUCGCCAGUGCACUUGCUCCCAACAUGGCGUCUUUGAUUAUCUUCCGGUUUCUCGAUGGAUUUGCAGGCGUCGCUGCCGUCACUUGUGGCAGUGGUACAAUCGCAGAUCUUGUGCCGAGAGAGAAACGAGGUCAGGCAAUGGCUAUCUGGUCCUUGGGACCCCUGUUCGGCCCAAUUAUUGGUCCCGUAGUGGGUGGGUUCCUAGUCGAGGCAACAAAUUGGCGAUGGGUAUUUUGGGUUCUUGCCAUUGCGGGCGGAGUCGCAUCGAUCGUAUUCUUCUUUGCUGUGCCAGAGACAUAUGCGCCGAUUAUCCUUGAACGCAAAGCUGCUCGGCUGCGAAAAUCAACAGGAAACACGGCAUACAAAUCUCGUUUGCAAUCCGAUAUUCCCCCAAAACAGCUGUUCAUACGGAGUCUCAUUCGACCGUCUAAAAUGCUUGUUCUGUCCCCAAUAGUGGCCUUGAUGUCCACAUACAUUGCUGUUCUUUACGGAUUCCUCUACAUCCUUUUCACGACCUUCACGAUUGUCUUUGAGGGUCAGUAUGAUUUCUCUGCCAGUGCCAGCGGGCUCUCAUUCCUGGGAAGUGGAGUGGGCAUGUUGCUUGGUAUUGCCUGCGUGGGGACGUUGAGUGACCGCAAGAUCAGGAUCAAACUCGAGCGCAAAGAGACGCCUAUCCCCGAGGACCGACUUCCGAUGUAUCUCACCAUACCUGGGUCAUUGGCCAUCCCGGCAGGUCUCUUUAUCUAUGGAUGGUCGACAGAUAAAAUGGUCCAUUGGAUUGUUCCCGAGAUUGGGAAUGCGGUUACUGGAUUCGGGAUGAUCAACAUAUUGAUGUGUGUUCAGACAUAUCUGGUAGAUGCUUUCCUUGCACAUGCUGCCAGUGCUGUGGCUGCUUGCACUGUUCUGCGAAGCUUGCUUGGAGCUCUUCUUCCUCUGUGUGGAUUACAGCUGUACGAAAAACUCGGCCUUGGGUGGGGAAAUAGUUUGCUGGCAUUCCUUGCUUUGGUGAUGGCUCCUAUACCAAUUUUGUUCGAAACUUGGGGAGAGAGGCUGCGGACGAAGUGGACUAUUGACUUAUAG
This is a messenger RNA of Penicillium vulpinum, 1488 nucleotides long. RefSeq names its product MFS transporter. Gene Ontology annotation, biological process: transmembrane transport. Lineage: Eukaryota; Fungi; Ascomycota; Eurotiomycetes; Eurotiales; Aspergillaceae. Gene Ontology annotation, molecular function: transmembrane transporter activity. The transcript is spliced from 3 exons. Bases 1 to 1488 code for a protein of 495 amino acids. The record is from RefSeq and is a predicted model, not a curated record.